This is a messenger RNA of Racocetra persica, 417 nucleotides long. The record is from the annotation of a GenBank genome assembly. Lineage: Eukaryota; Fungi; Glomeromycota; Glomeromycetes; Diversisporales; Gigasporaceae.
UUCUCAUCCAAAUUCUCCAGUUCAAACACCAAUUCUCGGAUCGCCACUCAAUAAUUAUUUUCCGGCGCAGCCAAUUCGAGAUGAUAAAAUACCGAAUCCGAAUGAUGUUCAAAAAGCAGUCGAAAAUUUUGGACAUUUGGUUUCGAUUGCCGGAAACUUUUGUGAUUUGGUUGAUAAACUUGCAAAAACCUCAAAAGCUCUUAGCAAGUCUCUUAAAGAAUACGGAAAUAGUAAAGGGAUGGAUAGUUCUCAUGUAAUGUGUCUUCAAGCUAUGUCCCAAUUUUAUGAAAAUUACUCUGAAGCUCAAACCAAAUCGAGUAAGCAUUUACAAAAAGAAUUCGAUACACUACAAAAAUUUUGGGAAAAAUAUUCCAGGAGAGUUGCUAAAGAAGAAAAAGCAUACGAGAAUGCUAAUGA